Molecule: messenger RNA, 568 nt
Organism: Polistes dominula (European paper wasp)
Lineage: Eukaryota; Metazoa; Arthropoda; Insecta; Hymenoptera; Vespidae
Source: RefSeq, a predicted model, not a curated record
CUAUUGAUAUGAGUGCGCAUAUUUUUCGAUUAUGUGAUUGAGUUGCGUGCAAUUACGCAUUUGUUUGUAGGAAUCUGUGAAUAACACGUGUGUUUGUUGUGUUGUGAACUGUUUUAAAUAUAAAUCUAUUUAACAUGCCACAAGGCAAAUUAAAAGUUAAAACUAAACUUCCGCCAGCGGUUAAGACUAAAAUAAAUAAACAAAAAAAGGGACCUGUGCAACGUCGUGGAAAUGCACCUAUUCAACCUAAAAAGGCAAAAGUUAAAGAAGCACAAAAAUUAAAAAAGAUAAUUUCGAACACUGUAAAUAAUGCUAUAGAAGAUGAACUUAGAGAAAGGGCAUUGGAAGGAAAAAAGUCUCUCGUAAAAAAGGAUAAAACAAUUAAAUCAAAGACCUAAUCGUUACUUAUACAAUAUGUAUAUUUAAUGUAAUUUAUUAUCUAAACGUUAAUUGCAAAUUUAUGUGAUGCAAUUAAUGAAUUCAUUUAAUAUUUUGUUAUAUGCCUUAAGUUGUAAUUUGAUACAACAUUUGUAUGUAUAAAAAUAGAUUAACAUAAUUUAAAGUUCAA